Messenger RNA from Daphnia pulicaria, 726 nucleotides. RefSeq names its product probable ATP-dependent RNA helicase DDX23. Gene Ontology annotation, biological process: mRNA splicing, via spliceosome. The transcript is spliced from 4 exons. The coding region runs from base 1 to 726 and encodes 241 amino acids. Gene Ontology annotation, molecular function: RNA binding; ATP binding. Gene Ontology annotation, cellular component: catalytic step 2 spliceosome. The record is from RefSeq and is a predicted model, not a curated record. NCBI's taxonomy places the organism in Eukaryota, Metazoa, Arthropoda, Branchiopoda, Diplostraca, Daphniidae.
AUGGGAUCAGGAAAAACCGCCGAAUUCUUGAUCUCAUUACUCGUCUGGAUUCAGUCGCUUCACAAGAACGUCCGCCUGGGUGACGACGAUUCGGGACCCUACGCCAUCAUUUUGGCUCCUACUCAUUGUGGUUGCCACUCCUGGUCGUCUGAUGACGUUUUGGAGAACAGAUAUUUGGUGCUGUCACAGUGCAUGUACAUUGUGCUGGACGAAGCAGAUCUUAUGAUUGACAUGGGUUUCGAACCCGACGUGCAAAAGAUUCUGGAACAUAUGCCAGUCACGAAUCAGAAGCCGGACAACGACGACGCAGAGGACGAGCAAAAAUUGAUGGCCAAUUUCAAUUCCAAGAAUAAAUUCCGACAGACUGUCAUGUUUACUGCAACUAUGCCUUCGGCGGAGGAGCGGUUGGCUCGAACUUACCUGAGACAUCCGGCUGUGGUCUACAUCAGCUCGGCCGGCAAACCCGUGGAACGAACGGAGCAAAUCGUCUACAUGGUGGAAGAGAACGCCAAGCGCAACAAGUUGAUGAAAAUUCUGCGCCGUGGAAAACUCGAGCCUCCCAUCAUCAUUUUCGUCAACCAAAAGCAGGGAGCAGACGUACUGGCCAAGCGCCUGGAGAAAUUUUGGUUCAAUGCUUGUACUCUGCACGGUGGUAAGGGUCAGGAGCAGCGUGAAUUCGCCCUCUCCAACUUGAAGUACAAUCCGCAAUCCGGUUGCAGGUUCUAG